This is a messenger RNA of Mizuhopecten yessoensis (Yesso scallop), 7110 nucleotides long. Its product is annotated as polyhomeotic-like protein 1. The record is from RefSeq and is a predicted model, not a curated record. The coding region runs from base 192 to 2855 and encodes 887 amino acids. The transcript is spliced from 13 exons. Gene Ontology annotation, cellular component: nucleus; PRC1 complex. Lineage: Eukaryota; Metazoa; Mollusca; Bivalvia; Pectinida; Pectinidae. Gene Ontology annotation, molecular function: zinc ion binding; protein binding.
CGAAGAAUACCGAGUACUACAACAACAUGGACGGGCGACGAGACUUAGAACUGAUGAGCGAAUAAUGAGAAUUGUUUUUCUGUUCUGGAAACGACCUCGAGCCAAACCAACGUACAUACUUAGCGUGAGGCUCUUACUGCAAUCCAAACUGACAAUUUGUAAUUGACAAUUUGACUUCAACAAAACCAGCUAUGUCUGAACAACAACAACAGCAGCCGCAGCCAUCGCAACAACAACAACAACACCCACCGUCUUCAGCACGUCAGCAUCAACAACCCCAACAACAAUCCAGUCAAGGACAGCAACAACAGGCUCAUCCCCAACAACAACAGCAACAACAACAUGUCCCCCAGCAAAACCAGCAGCAACACCAGCCGCCCCAGUCUUCACAGCCCCAGGUACGGCUGGCAGUGCAACAGACUCAACCACAGACCUCCAUGCAUUCUGUGUCAAAUAUGGGGACUUCCCUACCUGUGACUUCCAUGACCAAUACCAUGGCGACCAUGGUAGCGGCAGGGAUACGCAACCCUAUACCACAGGUUCAGGUCAUUCCUCAGAUGCACAGUCCACCGUAUAUAUCACAGUUCCCAUACAACCAGCAACAGAUCAUGUUACAGAAUGCCGCCAUGCAGGCUGCUAUGCAGGCCAGUGCCAUGAACAUGAACAUAAAUCCACAACAACUUAACAUGAACAUGAACAUGGCUGCCAUGGCCAUGCAGCGACAACCUCAGUCUGUCAAUAACAGUCUCAACAGUCCUGGAAACUUACUCUCACAUAGCCCCACCACACCAACACAGCAAAACCCAGGAAUGAAUUUCAGCUCUGCAGUCACAUCCCAAGUUUCCAACAGCAAUGCACAGUCGUCGAAUGGGAAAGGAGGUGCUAAUGGGAACAAAGGGCAGACAACUGGGAUGGGUCAGAUACAGCAGGCACAGGCUACAGCUUUGGUGGGAGGAAAACCUAUCAUGCCUACCCAGGGCAUGCAGGCUGGUGGCCCACAACCCUUGGUGCUGUCACAGCUCAGUGUGCUCCCUAACCCACAGGUAGCAAACACACAGGGAUUUGUUACUGGCCAUAGCAAAUGUCAGUCAAUGUCCCUGAGCCAGACUGGUCAGUCGCAGCUCAUCAACACACAGGCUCCAAUACGCUUCUCCCAGCCCCAGAUUGUGUCCAGUACCGGUCAGAUUAUCUCCUCUCAUGUCCAGCCCAUGCUGGCCAAUCAGGCGGUCUUACAGGCCAUGGCUAGUCUCCAGCAACAGGGCAUUCCAUUGGCUCAUCAACAACUCCUCUCUGCCCCAGGCCAGUCACCAACUAUCUUGUCUGCGGGACAGUCGCUGUUCCUACGACCUGCCAGCCAGAUCCCAACACAACAGGGAAUGAUGACAGCCACCGGUGUCCAGACAAUAGGUCCUGCAAUGAAGGGCGGCCGCAUGGAAAUGCCACAGAAUUUACAGGUCAAGGCCAAUCCUGGGUCGGUGGCCUUGUCAAAACAGGCAGCCGGAGCUCAAUCUGCCGGCAAGGCUAUCCUGCCUUCUUUAGGGAAAAUUAACACUGCCAAGAUUCCCCCAACUCAGAUGGUAGGACAGAGGACAAAAUUGUCUAUACCAAGCCUGCCUCGCACACCGAAGGGCAGGCCUCGAAACCAAAACAAGAGCACAGCAGUGACUACAGCCACAGCUGCCACAAACACAGUGGCAUCAGCCUUAAAGGCCACUGCGGCGGCAACGAGUCAAUCUAAACCCGAAACACCCACCACUCAGGUGGUAAACCUGACCACUCAAGCUAAGAGCCAGUCUGAUUCAGAAAUAGAAGCUGCUAAGAAAACCACAACACAUGAAUCGUCCAGCAAUGGAAUGGCAGAGGUGAACCAGACAGAAACUGGGUCAAAGGACCCACCCACAUCUGAUCCAAACCUGGUGAACUCGACAACCGACCUAUCUGAAGACAAGAUGGAUACUAACGAGAAAGUGGAAAUAGUUGCUGUUGCACCGAUUGUGGUGGAGAAACAAAGGGCUAUUGUAAAACCCCACAUUCUUACCCACGUGAUAGAGGGCUUCAUUAUACAGGAGGGACCUGAACCCUUCGCUGUGGAGAGAUCGUCACUUCUCACAGAGUUUAUCCCACCUAAACCUGGACAGACACCUUCUGAAGACAAACAGAUAGACUUAGAUGGAGAUUCACACAUGGACAGCGGUCACUCUUCGUUGACCAACAAACAAGGCUUAGCAGACAACACAAGGAGACCAUUUGUCAAGUGUGAGUUCUGUGGCAAGGAUGAACAAUCCUCCAGAUUUAAGAAGUCAAACAGAUUUUGUUCCAUGCCAUGUGCAAAGAGGUUCAAUGUUGCCUGUUCACGUCGUAUAUCCUUGUUCAGGGUUCGGGGUCGACCACCUUCACUGGCCUCUAGUGGCAAGGUGAUGAAGAAGAAGCCGGUGUUUGGGGUGAGGAAGGGUUGGCGGGGAGGACGCGGAUCUCGCUACAAUUUAUCUGGAGAAAUGGACUUGGAUGACAAUAGCCAGUUCGACCAUGCCGAACAGAGCAGUUCUCCGAGCUCCGAGAACGAGAGCAGCAUGACCCCUGACUCUCCGACCACAGUACAGGGACAGGGAGACGGGGACUAUCAGGAUACACCCCAGUCUAACCCCGCUCGCUGGAACGUUAUUGAGGUGUACGAGUUUAUCAAGUCCAUGCCUGGCUGUGCCCCGUAUGCUGAGGAGUUCCGAUCACAGGAGAUUGAUGGGCAGGCUCUGAUGCUCCUCAAGGAAGACCAUCUGAUGACAGCCAUGAGCAUGAAACUCGGCCCAGCUCUAAAGAUCUGUGCUCGUAUUAACACACUCCGAGAUGAGGCCGUUUGAGGAAAUAUGAGAUUAAUUGUUGAACAUUUUUUAAUUCUCCAGAAAGUUAUUUUAGACGGUUAACGAUGCUUGCUCAUCAGAUAACUGGAUGAAAUGUGAUAUUCAUCACAUUGGCUGGAUUGUCUUAAUGAGUCAUCGGAGUGGAUGGGGAAAUUUGAUUACAUUCAACAAGUGUUUGGUGAAUAAUCUUAAAAUUUUCAUCAUAUUAACAGUUGAACUGGGGUGACAUGGAAUUUUGAAUUGUACGUCAGAUGUAUUGGAGAACAUCAUAUAAGUGCUCAUAGUUCAUACAAUGACUUUAGAUAGUGUAGCCUCAGAGACAAGGGUGGUUAUGUAUAGUACUGGUCUUUUUCAUCAUUUUAUAAUCGAUUCAUCAUUAUUCAAAUAAUAUUUAUUGAUUAUUCAUGUUAACAAGGAAAAAAGGGGUAAUAUUCAUCAAUAGAAGAUCUUGUUUAUUUUAUAAAAACUGAGUAUUUAAUAUUUGGUUCAUCAUCUUAAGUAGGAGCAUUUGUAUUAGGUGUGUUCAAGGUACUGUGUACAGUAUUAUUUUUGAGUAUUAAAGGUGAAAAAAAUAAAAACAGGGAUUACAUCUAUAUAAAAAUAAUUCAACUCAAAUUGUGUAACAUUUUCGAAGUUUCUGAAUUCUACAUUGUGCAAUUCUGCACAUCAAUGCAGAUUUUUACAACAUUUUACUGUGAAACGGAAUCUUGCCGAAAUUUACAACACUGUGCUUUGAAAUGGAAUCUGGCAGAAACUGUGAAAUAGAAUCGGUAUACUUGAGUGCGUAACCCCUGUGAUGGGAUAGAACUGUUAACGUGGUGGUCCCUUUAGUACUAGAUGUUAUGUAAAUUACAUUAGUAGCAUUUAUAUGUUUGUACUGAUAGUAACUGUGUCGUGACAAUCUUGAAUAUUUCACAACACAAUACCUUUAAAGUUUACUCUACCAGACUUCAUGCCUUUUAUUUUAUCAUUUGUUUAUCAUAUCAACAUUUAGAAGAUAAAUACGAGUGGGAAUGUGUGAAGAUGACUUUUGUCUACAUGUUUCUUUUCAUGUCAUAAUUAAUUAUAAGGAGUGUGUGAGAGAAUAUGAAGAGGAGAGGAAAGUGAUGUGACAGAAAGGCAGGGGUCCAAGUCUUAAAAGAAGUUCGGAAAAAAAUUCUGUAAAUGCACUGGUAGGUUAUACAAUAUGUGUGUCAUUACUACUGUAUUUGUAAGUAGUAGCAUUGUUGUAUGUUAGUGUGCUGAAACUUAAGUUCAUGUCAUACCUGGCAUGAUAUCGUAGUUACAAUACCACAUGGUUUGUAUCUGACAGGCCAUUAUAGGUACAAUACCACAUGGUUUGUAUCUGAUAGGCUAUCGUAGGUACAAUACCACAAGGUUUGUAUCUGACAGGCUAUCGUAGGUACAAUACCACAUGGUUUGUAUCUGACAGGCUAUCGUAGGUACAAUACCACAUGGUUUGUAUCUGACAGGCUAUUGUAGAUACAAUACCACAUGGUUUGUAUCUGAUAGGCUAUCGUAGAUACAAUACCACAUGGUUUGUAUCUGACAGGCUAUUGUAGAUACAAUACCACAUGGUUUGUAUCUGAUAGGCUAUCGUAGGUACAAUACCACAUGGUUUGUAUCUGACAGGCUAUCGUAGGUACAAUACCACAUGGUUUGUAUCUGAUAGGCUAUUGUAGAUACAACACCACAUGGUUUGUAUCUGAUAGGAUAAUGUAGGUACAAUACCACAUGGUUUGUAUCCGAUAGGCUAUCGUAGUUACAAUACCACAUGGUUUCUUUCCAAUAGGCUAACAAUCUACUAGAUGCCGAGAGCCACAAGAUCUUAACUUCGGGUUCGCGUGAUAGAGGUGAAUUUGUAAUUUUAUUUCAGUUUGAAUUAUUUUAUUUUAAAUGUUGAUUGAGUAUGUCAUAUACAUUUACAUGUAUUAAGAAAUUCUUAAGAAGAAGCUUGUUUGUCUGUUAUGAUUACAUUUUGGAAUUUAACAGUUGUAUCAUGUAAAACAGGUUCAAAACAAUUGAGCUAUAUGUAAACAUUUACAUAUAACUACAGAAAUUUUUGAAAUUACUUCAUUUGCAAAAAGAUACAUCAAUGAUACCGGUGUAUAUAUCUAAAAGAAAGUAAUUUAUAUUCACAUAACAACAGUGAAUGCAUAAUUCUGUUUUCCCAGUUUUAUUCUUCCAAGCAUGUUCUUUAACAAAACUGUGUAAAGAAUGGUUUCCUAAGCUCGACAUUUUCAUAGAUCUGUUGAAUUUCUUUGAGCAACAAUGAGCGUUAGAUUACUUUCUACUGUUUUAUGUGCCAUAGUUUGGGUUUUAAAUGAUGUAAAUACCAGUUUGUGAGUUGUAGUGAUUCACUUUAAAUCAAUGAUGUACAAUAAAAAAAAAAUGCAGUCCAGACCCUUGGAUUUAUACAAAUACCGUACUUAAAAAGUUUUCAAGAUUACUAUUUGACUAGGUAAAGCAAAAUGGUCAACUUUCCUCAGCAGACCUUUUUCUUCAAAUGAAAAAUGUCUUCAUAUUUCGAAGCCAAAGAUAUCUAUAUUACUCACCAAAUAUUAAAAGUAAAUAAGUGUUUUUUCAUAAAUUCCAUCCUUUGAAUACCUUUGUUUACCCUUUCACCACUGUGGACCACAAUUGACUCAUCCAGAUAAAUGGAUGGUAGAGUCUACUAAAGUUACCUAGGGGUGAAAGGGUUAGUUUAGUCAAAGCCGACAAUUUAACGUAAGUAAUACUGUCAGUGAAGGAUGUAAAAAUAAAAAAAUUGAGGAACUUUUUAUAUACCAGGAUUAAAUUGAAAGUAAAGCUUUUUAUAUCAAAGAAAAUAUCAUUUUGUUUUUCCUCUGAACAGACUUUGGUACUUCUGUCACUGCUUAUACCUAAUUUUCUGCAGUAGGUUGUGAAAAUGAAAUAUCUAUAUAUUUAAAUAAGCCGACAUUAAGACACCUGUUAAUGAGUGUAACUUUGUUUUGUAUAUUGUUGAUUCUUUUUUCCUCUUGUGUGACCGAGUUUCAAAACCAGACCCGCAUUUCUCAACAACAACAAAAAUACCAGACUUAACUUUCUCAAUAUUAAUAUUUGCCAUUUUACUUUCAUUUACUUGUAUACAUAGAUAAGUUGCAGUAAUUAUUUAUAGAUAAUUUAUUACAGUGAAUGGUAUUUAUUUUAGACAUAAAGUAUAAAAAGGAUCAAAUAUGAAUUAUGAAAAUCAUAAGAUGAAAUACUUAUGAAAAUGAAGGAAUUUUAAAUAACACAUUCUGAUUCAAUUUCGCUUCAAUAGGUGUGUUAGCAAAAUUUAAUUUUGGAAACGUUAUGUCUGAUUUUCUUUUUUUCUUUUUAAAUACAUGUAUGAAGAAAAUGCAGGGCUGGUAGAUUGUGCCAUGGUGUACUGUGUACAAGUAGCCUAGUAUGUUAUCAUGACCUAUUUUACGGGCCGGAUGUAAUGUUGUAGCUAUACGUGUGACUGAUAUUACAGCAGGGCCACAUUGAUCCAGCCACCUUCCUUUCCAGCUUAGUUGCUCGAUUGGGAAUCAACAUGGGUACCGGGCCAGUUUUGAAUUGGAAAAAAAAUCAAAAUAGAAAUGGUUUCUUCAGAAAUACUGGCUGGAUAGCGGGGUAGCCGGAUUAACAGGGCUUGACAGCCAAAUGUACUUUGUGUAAAUAAUUGUAGCUGUAGUAAAAAAUUUGUCUGGCGAUGAUUUCUCCCUAUAAAUCAAAAGUUUUCGCAAUUGUUUUCCCGUUUGUGUUACAUGUAUGCUGCCAUUUUCAUUCAGAAUUGAGGCAGUGCUGCUACCAUUAAUGUAAUGUAUAAAAACCGUCAAUGUAUUGUCUGGCCAUAUUUGGCGUUAUAAAGGAGAUUGGUGGCGAUAUUUUGAGGGAAUUAAGAAAAACAAACAAGCAAUGACAUAGGACAGUAAGCGAGUUGGCAAAUUAAAGAAGGGGCAUUAUAUCAACUUAGUACUGUAGAAUCAUUUUGUAAUAACAGAAUUGCUCACGUUUUUUAAGUAAUAUAAAAUGACAGCUAACGACAAAGUAGACUAAGAAUAUGACACGAAAGAAGGUUAAAAUGUAGAUGUUAUAAUAUCAAAUAGAAUAUUUUGUGUUAGAUGUUGUGUACAAAAACAGAUGAAAAAUGCUAACAAUGAAGAAGAAAUUGAGAAAACUUAUGAUUAAAUGGCAGAUUUGUUUUAGAGAAAUAUUUGAUGUACAUAAUAUUUACACAACGAACGGCAUUAAACACUGAUGUGAAUAA